This is a messenger RNA of Caenorhabditis sp. 36 PRJEB53466, 2311 nucleotides long. Lineage: Eukaryota; Metazoa; Nematoda; Chromadorea; Rhabditida; Rhabditidae. The record is from the annotation of a GenBank genome assembly.
AUGGAAUCCCACGACGAUUAUGAAACUCAGAGUCAGCUCCAGGUGAGUCAGCUUUUCAACAACUCUAAAAAAUUUGCUUUUCUAAUUUGCAGAGAGCGCUCGCCGACAAAAUAACCAACUAUGCGCCAAUCGAAGAAAUCCGCUACACCCUAUUGCGUGGAGCACAGGUCUGUCUCGAGCCAGCUCGACGUGUUUUUCUUGUUUUGUUUGCCCAACUCAUAAAAUAAUCAUUGACGCCUGGAACGUUAUAUACAACAACCGGCUGGUCAAUCUAGGAGCUGCAGACAGAACAGAAAAACAAAAGUUCAACGUCUCAGGGAAAGGGGCAGGGGUAGGGGGGGGGCAAGAAAAACACGUGACUAAAUCGGUGGUCAGGGCAUUGACUAUAUUGUUGCAGGUGGAUGGUCAAGUCACCGCCGGGUUGACACCUCUCCAUUACGCCUGCUUUAUCAACUAUUUGGCCGCUGCAAAACUUCUCCUCAACCUCGGUGCCAAGGUUUGCGAUUUUGAUUGGAAUGAAAAGUGAACUUACGAAAUGCCCAGGACGUUCCAAAUUUUGUCAUAGACGGGUGGGGAACAAGUCACAGGCACUACAAAACACAAGAUAUGCGCCCCCGAUUUUCCAUUUUUUACGCUUUUUUAUCAAUGACACAGCGCCAAUUUGUGAAGACAAUCAUAAGUCAGAUAGAUUGUUUAGAAAACAGGCUCCAAGUCAUGGACAAAACUAGUACUACAUAGCACAAGGGGUGGGGUGAAGGGGGCGGGAGGUGACUAAUCAAGUGUUGUCUUUCCCGCCGGGUAUAAAAGAAAAACAGAAAAGAAAACGGCAACAUUGAAGGUGCAAGCCGUCGACAACAUUGGCUGUUCUGCGCUUCAUCUUUGCGCUGAGCACGGACACUACAGAAUGAUCAAAUUGUUGCUGCAGGUAAGUAAAUUCGAAUCUCGUCGCCGGAUAUAAAUAGAUGUUUUUGUAGUAUAUGAAAGUGGUCGAACAGUACGAGACUCCAGAGUUUCGUGUUGGAGACAAAUAUCCACAACGGGAAAAUAUUGACGAGCCACUUCGCUUGGCUAUCAAGGUAAGUAAUGGCACUGUGACCCGCCCCUCUUUCGCUUUCUAUUUCUCAUAGUUUUCUCUGAUAAUGAUUGUGAUGGCUGCGGUUCGUUUUUCUCGCUUAUCACUUUUCCUCAAAAACACCCUAACUUUUCCAGAACGGUCAUUACGACUGCGCCCGUCUUCUCCUUGCCAAUGGAGCCAACCCGAACGCCAUUUACUUCGAUGGUCCCGAAAUCACUCAAGUGAGCCCACUGGAUACCAACUUCUUGGAGCUGCUCUUGGAGUUUGGAGCCGAUCCGAAUGUGUUCGACCGCAAGGGACUCACCCCCAUCAUGAAGGCCUGUCGGAUGCGUGACAAGGGCAUUGAGGCAAUCAAAAUCCUUCUAAAGUUUGGCGCCGACAUCAACAAGUUGUCGCCGGAACGUCAGGAUCACAGAAGUGCUCUGCAUUUUGCUCUUCUCUCCGGAAAUCAUGAACUGGUCAAGUUCUUGAUUGAGAAUGGGUGCAAAGUGAAUAUGGAUGUGAAAUACGAAAAACCAUCGCCAAUUGACAUCGCUGUUUUGAAAGAUGACCCAGAUCUCUUGAAGAUUGUCCUUGACGCUGGCGCGAAUCCAAACGCAGUUCACACGUAUAUUGGCUCCUGUCUUCAUUUGGCUUCUUGCUCUUGUAAGUUUAUUUGGACUAAAUAAAAUUAACAAGUUUAUGUUGUUACUUUUUCAGCGCUUCUCAACCAGUACAAGAUUAUCGAGUUGCUUCUAGAACACGGUUCGGACGUGAACCUCCAGCACCAGUUCCCUGACGGUUCCCGCCUCAAGAGCCCGUUUGUCGAGUACUUCCGCUCUAAUGACAGCAUCGACGCGAAAGUUGUGAAAUUGUUUCUGACUCACGGAGCAAAGGUGGUGAUGAGAAACCCACUGCACGACUGCCGUGGUCAGCUGAGAAAUGUGCUCAAGUUGGCGGCUCUGCAAAACCAGCCAGAGGUCCUGGAACUUCUGCUGGGGCUCGGCGAGCAGUACGACAACAAGGCCAUCGAACGACUUCCACUGCCUACAGAGCUCAAAACUCAUAUCAGCGAGAGAGCCAAGUGAGUUGUCCCCACACAUUCUGUACUAGGAUCAAUGUACUCUUUCCAGAAACCCGCACAGCCUUUUGCACCUUUGCCGCAUUCAAAUCCGCGACACAGUUCAAACUUCCGAGUACAAAACCCUUCCGAUCCCGGAGUACCUGAAGGCCUAUUUGUUGGGACUGAUCCCAUAA